GUUCCCUCUUUUCUCUCGUUCUGCUCUGCCAUGCCCUGCUCUGAAGCGACACCCACCAUCACCCCCAGAAAGCGGCCUCCGCCUGCGGAGGACGCCAAGCGGCCCGGCUUUGUCCGGCUCUCUGAGCACGCCACCACCCCGAGUAAGGAGUCCGCGCGGGGCUCGGGCUACGACCUGUACAGUGCCUAUGAUUAUACAGUACCACCUAUGGAAAAAGCCCUUGUGAAAAUAGACAUUCAGAUAGCUCUUCCUUCUGGGUGCUGUGGAAGAGUAGCUCCCCGUUCUGGCUGGGCUGCGAAACACUUCAUAGAUGUAGGAGCUGGCGUCAUAGAUGAAGAUUAUAGACGAAAUGUGGGUGUUGUACUAUUUAAUUUUGGCAAAAAAAAGUUUGAAGUCAAAAAGGGUGAUCGAAUUGCACAGCUCAUUUGUGAACGGAUUUUUGAUCCAGAAAUAGAGGAAGUUCAGGUUUUGGAUGACACUGAAAGGGGUUCAGGAGGUUUUGGGAAGAAUUAAAACUUAUGCCAAGAAUAGAAAAUGAGAAAACAUAC
Herpailurus yagouaroundi (jaguarundi) is the source of this 548-nucleotide messenger RNA. Its product is annotated as deoxyuridine 5'-triphosphate nucleotidohydrolase, mitochondrial-like. The record is from RefSeq and is a predicted model, not a curated record. Gene Ontology annotation, biological process: dUTP catabolic process; dUMP biosynthetic process. The transcript has a single exon. The coding region runs from base 31 to 513 and encodes 160 amino acids. Gene Ontology annotation, molecular function: magnesium ion binding; dUTP diphosphatase activity. NCBI's taxonomy places the organism in Eukaryota, Metazoa, Chordata, Mammalia, Carnivora, Felidae.